GGUAAACUGUCUCUAUCUCCAGGUUCUGUGGUGGGACGUGCGACGUCUCUCAGAGCCCACUGAGCGUCUGGUUCUGGACCUGAGCCGAGAGGGAAACCUGGACCGAGCACUCGGAGCCGUCUCUCUGGAGUUUGAGUCCACCAUGCCGACUAAGUUCCUGGUGGGGACGGAGCAGGGCGUGGUGGUGUCCUGUAACAGGAAGGCCAAGACUCCGGCGGAGAAGAUCGUGAGCUCGUACGAGGGACACCACGGACCCGUCUACGCCCUGCAGAGGAACCCCUUCUUCCCCAAAAACUUCCUGACCGUGGGGGACUGGACGGCCCGCAUCUGGUCCGAGGACAUCAAGGACUCUGCCAUCAUGUGGACCAGUAGACACCUGGAGACAUGGAGAACCA
This is a messenger RNA of Etheostoma spectabile (orangethroat darter), 395 nucleotides long. RefSeq names its product dynein intermediate chain 2, axonemal. Lineage: Eukaryota; Metazoa; Chordata; Actinopteri; Perciformes; Percidae. The transcript is spliced from 2 exons. The annotation marks the transcript as partial. Gene Ontology annotation, molecular function: dynein light chain binding; dynein heavy chain binding. Gene Ontology annotation, cellular component: outer dynein arm. Gene Ontology annotation, biological process: cilium movement; outer dynein arm assembly. The record is from RefSeq and is a predicted model, not a curated record.